This is a messenger RNA of Cuscuta campestris, 2120 nucleotides long. The record is from the annotation of a GenBank genome assembly. NCBI's taxonomy places the organism in Eukaryota, Viridiplantae, Streptophyta, Magnoliopsida, Solanales, Convolvulaceae.
AUGUACUCUGCGCAGAUAGAAUCGUACAUUCGAUUUGUUUUCUAUUUUGUGCCCCUACUGCGUUAACCGGCGUUAUUGCAUACGGUAAUUAAGAGUGCAUCAAUAUCUUCUCCGUUCCAAAUUUUUGUGUGUGUAACCGGUUAGGGAUCCAAAAAGUUUCAAUACGGUACUUUGAGCGUCCAUAUAAAUCAAUCGGCAGCAGGUCAAUGAGUAUGCUGUCUUGAUAUGCGGUGGGAGGUUCGUUCUACCUUUAUUUCAGAAGGUUUAUCCUAGAAAGAGACAAGUGGAAAUCAACAAUUGCCAUGACAGAGCUUAGUGGAGCACCUGCAGUGGACUCGUGAGGAACUCGAAGCUGUAAUUUUCUCGGCUUCCUAAAUACCAAGCAUGGUAUCUCCUAGAGUGUUGAAGAUUAGGGAUGGCAUUGCCGGAUGAGGACUCCUUUCCCAGCCCCUUGCCCAGUUUCUGCCUUGAGAGUAUAAUGAAAAGAGCACAAGAGAUGGAAGAAGAGAGACAACUGGGUGUUGCUGGUGCUGCGACUUCACGUUUGAUUGAUGUCAUCAACAAUGACAGGAAGAGAGCUCUAACCAAAACGACGGGAAGCCUGGAACCUCCUAACAAGAAAGUCAAGCAUAGUGACAAUAAGGGGGACUUCACCUCCUACAUGAUUUUGACAAUAAGGGUCAUGGUUGCCAGAAUGAAAGACCGAGCCGACUUUUCAUGCAGAGCGGAUGAAGAGGCUGCCUUCAAUUGUUUCUUCUCUGCCUUCCGACUCCAGUUCUCGUGGUGACUUCAUUUGCAGUUCUCUCGAUUUGACCCACCCAUUGAGCUAUAUGGACGUUCUUAUUGUGGUGAGGCAAAGCGGCAUGGCUGACCCGUUUUUCCUCUGGUAUGGAUCUCAUUACUUUCUCUUCACCCAGUCCAGGGAAUGACAUCAGGCUGGACCUUAUUUACAUGGAAAUUUUCACCCCUGAGGAUCAAAAUGACCAAGUGAAGGCCUCCCGCACACCCCUUUCGCUCGUUGACCUCUUAGUGGUUGUAGUAGUAGUGUGGAAGGAGUGCUUGAGUUCUCUGUCCUUUGAUUACUUGAACUGCCUCAUCAACGGCCAGCUGCCUUUGAAGUACUACGGAUAAACUAAGUUUCAUAAGCAGGUCAGAAAGCCGCCGGGAUAAUCCGCAGAUCGGACUCGCGAGAGAGCGGCAGAUAGCAGCAGGUCGAGAGAGAUAACCCACCCACCUCCUCCUUUAAGGUUCGCCAGCGACUGGACGCCGAUCGUAGGGGUUAUGGCAGGGUUCAGUUUUCUGGUCGAGUUUACCCUGACCAUACAUACUGCUGAAUGUAAUGGGGUGGAUCCAAGCAAAUGGCUUCUUGACGCAUCAGAUCUCCGUGUUGCAAAGGUUCACGGCCUUUUUGAGCCGCGUAACGAACCCAGGACUACUUACAGAGAUUAUACAACCCAAUGUCUGACCCCUCUCGAAAGAUACCAGAUAAAUAAUCUGAAAGAAGAGGUUGGAAGAGUUUGGAAACCACUAGUUAGGGAGGAGGAAGAAGAUACGUGGAUCAAGAGCCAAAAGAAGAGAAAGAAAAAUUGGUGGUUCAAUUUGAUUAAGCAUCAAAUUGUUAAUCAUGCAAGAUACUUUCCCUGGUCUGUUGAUAGGUAUGUGCAUUUAGGUGCACAUAUCUAUCAAAUGCGAUGAUGUUCUUCGGUACUUGGCUCAAAAGGCUCAUGAACUCCUUUGCAAAAUUAAAGAGGGCAGCCGAAUAGGAGUUCCGGUAUUGGCUGCACUGUCAAUAUUGGAAGCAUUUUUUCAGGCGAAAACACAAAAUAAAGUCAUCUCACCAAUCAUCAAGUGCAAAUGGGAUAUGAAGGCUAAAAAAUGGCUUGCUUGGGAGAUUAUAUUGCGCCUGGAAAUCGGCGCAACACUUUCGGUAGUCCCUACGCUCAGCAUCCACGUUAAGCCUUGUGGUCUUGGUGGGGCAUCUCGGUUCCGGGGAAAUCGGUGCAACACUUCCGAUUUCCAGGCUUCGCAAGAAGUAAUGUUUUAAAUCUAGAAACCCAAAAUAUCAAAAGACUUAUUAUAUUUUACAAAUAAAGGAAAUAAAAGAAAAUGAAUAUCAUUUU